CUCUAGAGGAUCUUCUUAGUGGAAACAUUUAUUUCUUGCCAAGUCUCAUGCUCUUUUAGAGCAAAAAAGCUUAAAUAACCUCCUUCUUCCCUUCAUUUUCUCUUUUCCUUCUCCAAAAACCCUAAUCCGUAGACAUGCCCUGAAGCAGGAGAAGCAAAACUAGCUAGAUAGCUUCACGUAUUCCCCCUUUUAGCCUUUACUCUUCACCCUUCUUUUCCUGUUUCUUUCUCUGCUCCUUUUCUCUCUAGCCAUCGUAUUAAUUUGAGAAUAUCUGUGUGCAUUUUUUUCUUUUCCCAUAAACUUUUGCUGUUAGUGAAAGAAAAGGGAGAGAUUGCCUCCAUUUCAGAGGCUUUAAAAGAUAUGGGAAACUCUCUCAAAAGCUGAUAUCUUUUAAUUUGUAAGUUAUGGAUUCCGGUAACAGUGGCAGUAUGCAAUCCUCUAGUGGUGGUGAUGAAGAGUAUGACUCAAGACCAGAGUCACUCCCAGCUUUCUUGAAUGCUUCUAGCCAAAACUUUGAUCCUUCUCUUUUUUCACACCACCAACCAGCCACUAUUUUUGAUCCUUCACCAGCUCUCUUCCAUGCUUUCUCUCAAUCUCAAUCAAUCACAAAUCCCAAUUCUUCUAUGCUAAAUCUGGACAUGGUUCAUUCACGAGGCCUGAGAUCUGACCACAGUUGCACUCGGCUUGGUAUCAACUUACCAGACUCAUUAUCAUCAAGCCAAUCGGCACCUCUGGGUGCUCAAGGAUCAAAUCAAGCUCUACCUUCAUCCAUGCAAUUGCGAUCGGUUCAUGAUAAUGGAGUGCGCUCUUCUUCACCGUCAGAUCAAACACAUGGGGUAGCCAGAAACCCCAAGAAAAGAACAAGGGCAUCAAGAAGGGCACCCACUACAGUUCUCACGACAGACACGUCCAAUUUCAGACAAAUGGUGCAAGAAUUCACAGGGAUCCCAGCACCACCCUUUACAGGCUCAUCGUUUACUCGUAGGCUCGAUCUUUUUGGUCCUGGAUCGGGAUUGAGGUCUGGUCAUUUGGAACCAAUAGGGUCACUUUACCCUCUACGUCCCUCAGCUCAAAAGGUUCAUCAUCAGCAAACCCCACUUUUAUCUUCUUCUUCUCCUUCAUUUUUUAACAAUGAUAUUGUGGAUGGCACUAAUAUUGCUAGUACCAGUACUACUGCUAACAAUAACAAUACUAUUACCACAGCCACAACUAGUACUUUCAAUCCCAGUUCUGUUAACUACCAACUGUCUGCUCAUUUAGGCCUACACAAACAACCUCAAAAUCUGCUAAACAUGCAAAAUCAAAUGCUUUCAAUCCAUCCACUUCUACAGCCUCCUGCUCCUCCUUUUCAACCUUUAGCUAAUGUGCCUGGUUUAGGUGCAAAGUCUCAAGCAAGUUUUCCUUUACCUUCCUUUGAGGAAUUGGGUAUGGGCCAUGGAGAUGGACAUGUUAAUGCACAUCUUGGUGGGCUAACAAGUCAUGUAACAACAGAAGGGAUGAGAUUAUCGAGUGAUGGGGGUCAAGAUCAUAACUUGAGGUCUUUGGACGGGAAUUAUGGCAAUAUGAAACGUGUUAAUAGCUGCAAGUUGAAUUACUCAUCAGCUUCUUCAUCAGGUUUUCACCAUGACAAGGUUUUAGAGAACGUUUCUUCAAGAGGUGCUGAAGGUACAGUUGAUUCAUGGAUUUGUCCUUCAGAGUUCAGAGUAGGGGAUCAUUAAUCAGGUUCGGCGAUUAAUGGGGCACGAGUAGGUGAUAGAUGAAGAAGAUUUUGCUGCAGGCUACUGAUUGUCAUGUGUUAAUGGUGGUCGUGGUUGUGAUGAUUUUGGUAAGGAGGGUAUAAUUGCGUUAUUGACCACAGUCCCCGCUACUUCGGCUGGAUGGCAGCAUCCUUUUUUUUUCUCUCCUUUUUCAAGAAAUAAUCAAGAAUUUUAGGAGUAUUAGAUUAUGAGAUGUCACACUUUAAAUUAUAUACAUGUGUGUGUGUGUGUGUGUGUGUGUUUUCUUUAUAUUUGGCAUUAUACAUCAUUACUAUGCAUGAUUCAGUUUUCCA
Populus nigra (black poplar) is the source of this 2050-nucleotide messenger RNA. RefSeq lists its product as uncharacterized. NCBI's taxonomy places the organism in Eukaryota, Viridiplantae, Streptophyta, Magnoliopsida, Malpighiales, Salicaceae. The coding region runs from base 405 to 1718 and encodes 437 amino acids. The transcript has 2 exons. The record is from RefSeq and is a predicted model, not a curated record.